AUGCCUCGGAACGGGCGCAGCUGGGCGUUCGCAGGCCUUGGGGGUGCGGUGGGACUGGUGCUGGUCUCGCUGCUCCGCGGCGGCGGCUGGCUCGAAGAUGGCGUGGUGCAGGAUGAGGCAGGGCUUCCGGAUUCGACCAUUCGAGCCCUUGAUGUCGAGAAGCCGGUGCCCGUGCAAAGGAGGCAUGCCCAGAACCAGGCGCCGGAGGUGCUGCCGCAAGCUGGAGCUCCAGGUGCCGACACUACCACUUCAACUGCCGCAAGGCUUGGUGACCCUACAGAGCUCACUUGCCUUCUGCCGAUCUGCCAGCUGCACAAAGAUACGGCUCCCCGUUUGUUUAUCCUUGAACACACGGACGGAGCUGGGCACAGGCUAAAGUCUGUGCUGGAAGCAAUCGCCAUUUCAUGGCGGAACAACAUCAAUUUUGGAGGCCUUGUUGGCCAGCUGUGGCCCCUUACAGACCAGCACAUCAACAUUCGUGUUGUGGUGGACGCGGUUUUUGGAGCAGGGGCUUCGCAGAAGCUCUAUAUCUACAACAUCACAACCAAGCCGCGAUUCCAAUUCAAGUUCAAUGAUGUGCGAGCCCUCGAAGCCCAGGUGCAGCUGGCACGACCCUCCGCAGCCUUGUUUUGCCAAGCCGUGAACGAGUGGGGCUAUGACCGCAGCGUGCCUGCCAGCGACUAUUUUCCCGGCUGGCUGAGAGACCAGAUGCGGAAGCACCUGGAUUUGCAACCGCUCGUCUUUGCCAGUGGCAAGAUCUCGGACCGCAAGUCUGGUCUCACUGGAGCUGUGACGGGGACGAGUUUAGUGUCCCAGCAGGAUCCAUCGGCGUGCAAGUUGCAGGUCUGCAACAUGCGCGACCCAUCAGCCCCGAAGCUUUACAUCCUCGAGCACACAGACGGCGCAGGGCACAGGAUGAAGUCCAUCUUGGAAGCUAUUGCUUUGUCAUGGAGAAACAAGCUGAACUUCGGAGGUCUCAUAGGCCAGCUGCAGCCACUAACAGACCAACAUAUCAACUUCCGCGUGGUGGUGGACGCCAUCUUCGGGCCAGACGCUUCCAGAAACUUCUUCAUCCACAACAUCAGCAGCAAGCCCACUUUCACUGAGGUGCCAAGUGCUCGUGAGCUGGAGGCAAAACUGUCCAGUUUCCAACCUGGCACUCUGGUGUAUUGCCAUGCGGUGAAUGAAUGGGGCUAUGACCGCAGCGUGCCUACCAGCGACUAUUUUCCCGGCUGGCUGAGAGACCAGAUGCGGCAGCACCUGGAUUUGCAACCGCUCGUCUUUGCCAGUGGCAAGAUCUCGGUUGUGAUGCACCUGCGACGUGCAGAUCUGGAAAGGAGCGACACGCGCGCUACCCCUGAUGCUUACUACUAUGGACUCGCAGAGGAGAUCAAGAAGCUUCUGCCAGCCGAGAACCUGGAUUUCCACGUGUGGAGCUCACCGAAGAACAUACCUGCGUUCGACUAUCACUUCUGGAAAUCUGAGGACUUUGAUGGGUAUCGUCAGCGCGGUAUGACGGUUCAUUUGGACGAAAAGAUUGACGACAACGACGACAUGCUGAAAGCCUGGGUCCACAUGUCCAGGGCGGACAUCUUCAUUAUGUCUCAAAGCUCCUUCUCGAUGGUUCCGGCAUACAUGAAUACAAACUGCGUAAUCUUCCCGUCCAACAUCGACUCGCCUCUCGAGAACUGGGUCAACGGGAAGGAUCAACAGCGGAGCAGCUACCGAACCGAGCUGGCCAAGUGCGUAGGGCAUGCCAACAAGGACCGCAAGUCUGGUCUCACUGGAGCUGUGACGGGGACGAGUUUAGUGUCCCAGCAGGAUCCAUCGGCGUGCAAGUUGCAGGUCUGCAACAUGCGCGACCCAUCAGCCCCGAAGCUUUACAUCCUCGAGCACACAGACGGCGCAGGGCACAGGAUGAAGUCCAUCUUGGAAGCUAUUGCUUUGUCAUGGAGAAACAAGCUGAACUUCGGAGGUCUCAUAGGCCAGCUGCAGCCACUAACAGACCAACAUAUCAACUUCCGCGUGGUGGUGGACGCCAUCUUCGGGCCAGACGCUUCCAGAAACUUCUUCAUCCACAACAUCAGCAGCAAGCCCACUUUCACUGAGGUGCCAAGUGCUCGUGAGCUGGAGGCAAAACUGUCCAGUUUCCCACCUGGCACUCUGGUGUAUUGCCAUGCGGUGAACGAAUGGGGCUAUGACCGCAGCGUGCCUACCAGCGACUAUUUUCCCGGCUGGCUGAGAGACCAGAUGCGGCAGCACCUGGAUUUGCAACCGCUCGUCUUUGCCAGUGGCAAGAUCUCGGUUGUGAUGCACCUGCGACGUGCAGAUCUGGAAAGGAGCGACACGCGCGCUACCCCUGAUGCCUACUACUAUGGACUCGCAGAUGAGAUAAAGAAACUUCUGCCAGCCGAGGACCUGGAUUUCCACGUGUGGAGCUCACCGAAGAACAUACCUGCGUUCGACUAUCACUUCUGGAAAUCUGAGGACUUUGAUGGGUAUCGUCAGCGCGGUAUGACGGUUCAUUUGGACGAAAAGAUUGACGACAACGACGACAUGCUGAAAGCCUGGGUCCACAUGUCCAGGGCGGACAUCUUCAUUAUGUCUCAAAGCUCCUUCUCGAUGGUUCCGGCAUACAUGAAUACAAACUGCGUAAUCUUCCCGUCCAACAUCGACUCGCCUCUCGAGAACUGGGUCAACGGGAAGGAUCAACAGCGGAGCAGCUACCGAGCCGAGCUGACCAAGUGCGUAGAGCGUGCAAAACAACGAUUGGUCCAACGG
Symbiodinium sp. CCMP2592 is the source of this 2781-nucleotide messenger RNA. The record is from the annotation of a GenBank genome assembly. Lineage: Eukaryota; Dinophyceae; Suessiales; Symbiodiniaceae.